Colletotrichum aenigma is the source of this 882-nucleotide messenger RNA. It is a transcript of the gene RSB1-5, whose product is annotated as Sphingoid long-chain base transporter RSB1. The coding region runs from base 1 to 882 and encodes 293 amino acids. The record is from RefSeq and is a predicted model, not a curated record. The transcript has 2 exons. NCBI's taxonomy places the organism in Eukaryota, Fungi, Ascomycota, Sordariomycetes, Glomerellales, Glomerellaceae. Gene Ontology annotation, cellular component: membrane.
AUGAGAUCCUUCGGCUAUACCGACCCAAACUUUCCCCCGCCAACAGGCGAAUGGGACACGCCCGUGAUCAUCUACGGCUACACCCCAUCCAUCGCCCUCGCCGGCCUCGCAGCCGCUCUCUUCUUCAUCUUCCUCGUGAUCCACACGACCCAGCUCCUCCGCCAUCGCAGCUGGUACUUCGCCACCUUCCCCGUCGGCCUCCUCUUCGAAAUCGUCGGCUACGUCGCGCGCUCGCUCUCCGCCAAGAAGAACCCCUAUAAUCUCAUCUACUUCAUCCUCAACUACUUCUUCAUCGUCACCGCGCCCGUCUUCCUCGCCGCGGGCAUCUACACCAUCCUCUCGGCGCUCAUCCACCGUCUCGGCCGCGCCUUCUCGCCGCUCCCGCCCAAGGUCGUGCUGUGGUUCUUCAUCACGUCGGAUGUGAUUGCGACGAUUACGCAGAUCUCAGGCGCGGCGCUGAUUGGGGUGAAGCAGUCGCGCCGAGAGGACCCAACGACGGCGAAUAAUAUCUUGUUGGGUGGGUUGGCGUAUCAGGUGUUUUCGAUCGGGUGCUUUGUUGUCACCACGGGCAUUUUCCUCUUCAGGGCGAGGCAUAUGAUCAGGGAGCAUCGGCUGACGGUCUUCGUGUCGGCAUUUUCGGCGGCGACGCUGCUUGUGUACCUGCGUACCUGCUUUCGUCUCGCGGAGACUGCGGAGGGCUUGGGAGGGCACCUGUACUCGAACGAGGUUUUUUUCGGCGUGCUUGAGUUUGCGCCAGUGGUGUUGGCUGUGAUACUCUUCGCGGUGUGGCACCCUGGCCGAUGCGUUGCCAAGAAGGUUUCGGGGGGUCUGGGGGAUGUCGAGAAGGCGAGGAUACCGAGUCACGAGUCUGCUCAGAAGUAG